Molecule: messenger RNA, 1149 nt
Organism: Hyaloscypha bicolor E
Lineage: Eukaryota; Fungi; Ascomycota; Leotiomycetes; Helotiales; Hyaloscyphaceae
Product: NAD(P)-binding protein
Exons: 4
Coding region: 92-958 (288 amino acids)
Biological process (GO): phosphatidic acid biosynthetic process; triglyceride catabolic process
Cellular component (GO): endoplasmic reticulum; lipid droplet
Molecular function (GO): acylglycerone-phosphate reductase (NADP+) activity; triacylglycerol lipase activity
Source: RefSeq, a predicted model, not a curated record
GCAAUUUGUUCAAUUGAAUCCGAAAUAGCAGAUCUUCUAUCCAAAUCUCUGUGUAGAAGCUCUGUAUUAAAUCUGCGGAUACGAACACAGCAUGGCUGCAGUAAAAUCUAAGAAGAGCGUGUUCAUCACAGGAUGCACUCCCGGAGGCAUUGGAUACGCGCUGGCAAAGGAGUUCCAUUCGAGAGGCCUCCAUGUCAUUGCAACAGCACGGAAUAAAGAUGCCCUCAAGGAUCUUGAGGCCAUGGGCAUGAGCACGCUGAGUCUGGAUGUCACAAACGCAGAAGAUAUUGAGAAUGCGAGGAAAGAGGUGGAGGCGUUGACUGGUGGGAGGCUGGAUAUACUGGUUAAUAAUGCAGGAAGGAAUUACACUAUGCCCGCCACAGACGUAGAUGUAGACGAAGCGCGCAAGACUUUCGAAACGAACUUCUUCGCUAUAGUCGCAAUCACGCAAGCCUUCACACCUCUCCUCAUCGCUGCCAAAGGAUUGAUCCUCAAUAUCGGCUCUCUGGCUGCAAUUAUUCCUUACGUCUUCGGCUCAAUAUACAACGCUUCGAAAGCAGCUCUGCACUCAUAUUCCCAGACCCUGAGAUUGGAAUUAGAGCCGUACGAUGUCAGGGUCCUGGUUGUGGUGACAGGAGGUGUGAAGAGCAAUAUCGCUAGGACGGAGAGGAUUCUGCCGGACAAUAGUUUAUACUUGGAGAUUAAGGGGAACUUUGGGAGGCGGGUGACGCAUAGUCAGCAGGGGGCGAUGGCUACGGAGGUUUAUGCCAGGGGAGUUGUGGAGGAGGCACUGAAGCCGGUCUGGAGACAGAGGAAGUGGCUUUGGAGGGGUCACAUGACGCUGGCGGUGUGGUUUGCGAGUCGAGUGCUUGGAGCAUGGAUUUUCGAUCUUGUUCUGCCGAGGAUGUUUGGUUUGAAUAGGUUGAAGUGGUUGCUUAGGUCGAAGAGGGCGGCGUGAACUUUGGGCUUUGACGUGCUGGCGUAUUGCGCUGCAUAUUGGGCGUUUUGAGAAAGGAGCAUUGUUUUUUUGCGAACUUCACGGGGAAUAAAAAUCUGGAAGGGCUCCGUACUUGGCAUGGGCAAUCGAGAUGACAGUUUUGACAGUCCUUUAGCAGCUUGAAUGGGGGGGGGGUCUAUUACUAUUAUGCC